Messenger RNA from Exophiala aquamarina CBS 119918, 915 nucleotides. RefSeq lists its product as uncharacterized. Lineage: Eukaryota; Fungi; Ascomycota; Eurotiomycetes; Chaetothyriales; Herpotrichiellaceae. The transcript is spliced from 2 exons. The record is from RefSeq and is a predicted model, not a curated record. Bases 1 to 915 code for a protein of 304 amino acids.
AUGGCCAGAACAGUCCUAAUUACCGGCGCCACCGGCAAGCAAGGUGGAGCAGUCAUCAAUUCUUUACUGGCUGCGAAAGCCGAUUUCGACAUCUUAGCAGUCACGAGAGACACAACUUCCAACUCGGCCCAGAAGCUCGCCCAAAAGUCCUCGAAGAUCAAGCUAGUCACUGGUGAUCUCAACAAUGUGGACGAUAUAUUCAAGAAGGCAAAAGAGGUUGCCUCGUCGCCUAUCUGGGGCGUCUACAGCGUCCAGGUUGUCCCUACGAAAGCUGGCGAUAACUCGGAAGAAAUACAAGGGAAAGCACUUGUUGACGCCGCGGCGAAGAACUCGGUCAAGCAUUUCGUCUACUCAUCUGUAGACCGGGGUGGUGAAAAAUCAGCCAUCAAUCCUACGAACGUACCACACUUCAUCCACAAGCAUAAUGUCGAGCAACACCUCUUCGUCAAAGCCAAGGAGACUGGUAUGUCCUACACCAUCUUGCGCCCCGUGGCAUUUUUCGAGAAUCUCGUACCAGGAUUCGUGGGAAAGAUAUUCCCGACGGUGUGGCAGAUGAGAUUAAAGAAGCCAUUGCAAUUAAUCGCCACGAGUGAUAUUGGAUACUUUGGUGCCGAGGCAUUCUUAAAACCCGAAGAAUGGCGCAACCGGAGCAUCUCAUUGGCUGGUGAUGAGCUCACUCUAGCCCAGUUCAGAGCUAUCUUCAAGCAGAAGACGGGCCAAGAUCUUCCGUCAACUUUCCGAAUUUUCGGAGCAUUAAUUUUAUGGCUCAGCAAGGACUUUUCCCUCAUGUUCAACUGGUUCCAAACAGACGGAUACGCGGUGGACAUUGGAGAACUGAGGAAGAUACGUCCUGAAUUGAAGGAUUUCGGCGCAUGGUUGGAGAAGGAUUCCCAGUUUAAUACCCGAUCGACUUGA